AUGGGUUCUCUAUCUCUCUACCCUCAUCUUCUAUCAACAAACAAUUCGAAGUUCAAUUCCUCCAAAACCCUAUUUUUCUUUAGCUGCUCCAGUCAUGGAAAACCUGAACGCGUCGCUUUGUUCAAGAACACUUCGCGAAUGACUCGAAUUUUCUGUUCAUCUUCCUCAAAGGACGGUUCUAAUCCCAUCCCUGCGGGCGAUGACGUUCCAAGCAGCAAUUUCUGCAUUAUAGAAGGACCAGAGACUGUUCAGGAUUUUGUUCAGAUGCAGCUCCAGGAAAUCCAGGACAAUAUAAAGAGUAGGCGCAAUAAGAUUUUUCUCCUUAUGGAAGAGGUACGGAGGCUACGAAUUCAACAACGCAUAAAGAGUGUCAAAGUCAUUGAUCAGAAUGGGGAAGAGGAAAAUGAGAUGCCUGACAUCCCCUCAUCCAUCCCCUUUCUCCCUCACGUGACCCCGAAGACAUUGAAGCAGCUUUACCUGACAAGCUUUUCAUUCAUAUCUGGAAUAAUUGUCUUUGGGGGUCUCCUGGCACCAACUUUGGAGCUGAAAUUAGGCUUAGGAGGCACCUCAUAUGAAGAUUUCAUACGCAGCAUGCAUUUGCCUAUGCAAUUGAGUCAGGUGGAUCCUAUAGUGGCAUCCUUUUCUGGUGGGGCAGUGGGUGUAAUUUCGGCAUUGAUGUUACUAGAAGCCAACAAUGUUGAGCAGCAAGAGAAGAAAAGGUGCAUGUAUUGCCACGGAACAGGAUACUUGGCAUGUGCCCGCUGUUCUGCAAGUGGUGUGUGCUUAAAGAUUGAACCCAUUUCAGUUGUAAGUGGUUCUGAUCGCCCAUUGCAAGCACCCACUACUCAAAGGUGUCUAAAUUGCUCAGGAGCCGGAAAGGUUAUGUGCCCAACAUGCCUGUGUACGGGGAUGGUGAUGGCUAGUGAACAUGACCCACGAAUAAAUCCAUUCGACUAG
Messenger RNA from Ilex paraguariensis (yerba mate), 957 nucleotides. Lineage: Eukaryota; Viridiplantae; Streptophyta; Magnoliopsida; Aquifoliales; Aquifoliaceae. The record is from the annotation of a GenBank genome assembly.